Messenger RNA from Panicum virgatum (switchgrass), 1342 nucleotides. Its product is annotated as beta-carotene 3-hydroxylase, chloroplastic-like. The transcript has 6 exons. Gene Ontology annotation, biological process: xanthophyll biosynthetic process; carotene metabolic process. NCBI's taxonomy places the organism in Eukaryota, Viridiplantae, Streptophyta, Magnoliopsida, Poales, Poaceae. Gene Ontology annotation, molecular function: iron ion binding; beta-carotene 3-hydroxylase activity. The record is from RefSeq and is a predicted model, not a curated record. Gene Ontology annotation, cellular component: chloroplast. The coding region runs from base 223 to 1107 and encodes 294 amino acids.
GAGCUGUUGGCUCGCUGCCUCCUCCUGCCAACGACGACGACGACGACUCCGGCCCAUUUGUUUUUGUUUGUCCUCCGUCGCCCGCACAUCCCGUGCGCCGAGGCCGACCGCACGUACACCCACCACGCGCCCAAAACUAGUCGGGGCCGGCGCGGAACCAGCGAUCCCUGUCCGACCCCUUCACUCAGUGGUGUCCGCCUGCCUGCACACGGCCGGCUUGCCAUGGCCGUCGCGAGGCUGGUGGCGGCGGCUCCAAUCCCGGUCGCCGCGUCGCGCCUCCGGGGGCCCCGGCCGGCCGCGUCGGUGCCCCGCGCGGCGCCGCGGCUGCUGGUGCUCGCGCCCCUCCCGGUGCGCCCGCGCGCGCGCGCGGCGGCGGACGACGAGGCCGUCGUCGCCGGCGAAGCGGCGGACGGCGACGGCGAGGCCGCGCGGCGGGCGGUGUCGGAGCGCGCGGCGCGGAAGCAGUCGGAGCGGCGGACGUACCUGGUGGCGGCGGUGAUGUCCAGCCUCGGGAUCACGUCCAUGGCCGCCGCCGCCGUCUACUACCGCUUCGCCUGGCAAAUGGAGGGCGGCGAGAUCCCGGUGACGGAAAUGGUGGGCACCUUUGCGCUUUCGGUGGGCGCCGCGGUCGGGAUGGAGUUCUGGGCGCGGUGGGCGCACCGGGCGCUGUGGCACGCGUCGCUGUGGCACAUGCACGAGUCCCACCACCGCCCCCGCGACGGGCCCUUCGAGCUCAACGACGUCUUCGCCAUCGUCAACGCCGUCCCGGCCAUGUCGCUCCUGGCCUACGGCUUCUUCAACCGCGGCCUCGUCCCCGGCCUCUGCUUCGGCGCGGGCCUGGGGAUCACGCUGUUCGGGAUGGCGUACAUGUUCGUGCACGACGGCCUCGUCCACCGCCGCUUCCCCGUGGGCCCCAUCGAGAACGUGCCCUACUUCCGGCGCGUCGCCGCCGCCCAUCAGAUUCACCACAUGGACAAGUUCCAGGGCGUGCCCUACGGCCUGUUCCUCGGCCCCAAGGAGCUGGAGGAGGUGGGAGGGACCGAGGAGCUGGAGAAGGAGAUCAACAAGAGGAUCAAGAGGAAAGGGACCUUAGAUACUGUCCAAUAAGAGCUGCCUGCCUGCCUGCCUGCUAUAUAUACCUGAAGCAGCCCAUUCCGCUGAUUCUGUGCUUUCACAUUAGAUCUUUUCACAUCUUCUAGUGCUCUGCUGUGUAGCCGUUAGUCCCUUACAUAUAUACUAUACCACUAGUCCACUAGUGUGUGUGCGCGCGCGCGCAUUUCCUCCUUUCUUCUGUCAAUAGGAGAGCAGAGGAUUAAUUCAGUUACAUGUGGCAGCUCGUGCA